Molecule: messenger RNA, 2681 nt
Organism: Rhododendron vialii
Lineage: Eukaryota; Viridiplantae; Streptophyta; Magnoliopsida; Ericales; Ericaceae
Product: protein IMPAIRED IN BABA-INDUCED STERILITY 1-like
Exons: 9
Coding region: 373-2454 (693 amino acids)
Biological process (GO): protein phosphorylation; positive regulation of transcription elongation by RNA polymerase II
Cellular component (GO): cyclin-dependent protein kinase holoenzyme complex; nucleus
Molecular function (GO): cyclin-dependent protein serine/threonine kinase activity; RNA polymerase II CTD heptapeptide repeat kinase activity; ATP binding
Source: RefSeq, a predicted model, not a curated record
GCACAAAACAUGAUGAUACAAUUCAGACACGCGAAUAUCUCCUCCUUUGCUUUCGACCAAUUGUCACAAACAGCAACCAAAAAAAACAACCAACCUUUCCUCAAAAUCCUACAUCCUCCGCAGAUCUCGCAACUCCCAGAUGACAACACAGAGAGAGAGAGAGAGAGAGAGAGAGAGAGAGAGAGAGAGAGAGAGAGAGAAUUAAUGACACCCCAACAACAUUUUAGCCUCCCGAAUUAAUCUCCCAUUUUUGAUGGGUUUCUGCCAUUUUUGUCAAAAACUGCUAAUAUGCCAACCCUUUGGAGCUAAAUGUAGGGGGAGUCAAUCCCCUAUCAGCUAACCCAUUUGCCCCCCAACCGGGGUUUGGGUUUAAUGGGUUGCGUUAGCUCCAAACGGGCAAGGCAGUCACCGUCCUCGCCUGUUUCCGAUCCCACCACCAGCAGAUCCAGCACCAAUGGCUCUGUGAAUACCCAUUUUGAUCCUUCGUUGCUUAAGCGGGGCGGGUGUGGUGGGGAAUUGUUGGAGAAGAUAAAGGAGGAGCCUGAGAAGGAGAAUGAGGAGGAAUCCGUGGGUAAGAGUACACGCGAAUUGAAGAAGUCCAAAUCCAACAAGUCUAAUAAUAAUAAGAAGGGAAACUCUGAGAAAAAGGCUGUUUUUAGCUUGAGAUUUGGAAGGUAUACGGAAGCAGAACAAAUCGCCGCCGGCUGGCCACCUUGGCUCACCGCUGUUGCCGGGGAGGCCGUUGAUGGGUGGAUGCCUAUGAGGGCAGACUUGUUUGAAAAAUUGGAUAAGGUUGGACAAGGAACAUACAGCAGUGUGUACCGUGCACGUGAUGUUGAAACUGGUAGGAUUGUUGCUCUGAAGAAGGUCAGAUUUGACACUUUUCAACCAGAGAGUGUCAGGUUUAUGGCACGAGAAAUUACAAUCCUCCGCAGGCUUGACCAUCCCAACGUCAUGAAAUUAGAGGGGCUAAUCACUAAUCGGUUAUCAUGCAGCAUAUACCUUGUAUUUGAAUACAUGGAACAUGAUCUUUCUGGACUAUUGUCGUGUUAUGAUAUCAAAUUUAGUGAUGCACAGAUAAAGUGCUAUAUGCGGCAGCUAUUAUCUGGACUUGAGCACUGUCACGCACGAGGAGUAAUGCAUCGAGACAUCAAAGCAGCCAAUAUUUUGGUAAAUAAUGAAGGAAUUUUGAAGAUUGCAGAUUUUGGAUUGGCAAAUUAUAUUAGUCCAAGGCACCGGCAGACAUUAACCAGUCGUGUAGUGACUUUAUGGUAUCGUCCUCCUGAACUUCUGUUGGGAUCAACAAAUUAUGGGGCUUCUGUGGAUCUUUGGAGUGUGGGCUGUGUAUUUGCUGAACUUUUUAUCGGCAAGCCUAUCCUAAAGGGGAGAACUGAGGUAGAACAACUGCACAAAAUAUUCAAGCUUUGUGGUUCUCCAUCCGACGAUUACUGGAAAAAAUCGAAACUUCCUCUUGCAACUAUGUUCAAACCCCAGCAUCCCUAUGUAAGUUCUCUGAGGGAAAGGUGCAAGGAAUUCCCAAAAAGUGCUGUGAGCCUUCUGGAAACCUUUCUUUCCAUGGAUCCUCACAAGCGUGGGACUGCUUCAUCUGCCCUUGAUUCUGAGUAUUUCACCAUAAAGCCUUAUGCAUGUGACCCGUCAUGCUUGCCAAAGUAUCCACCUAGCAAAGAGAUCGAUGCAAAAGUUCGUGACGAGAAAAGAAGAAAGGCGAGUGGGAAAACACGACCAUCUGGAACUUCAAGAUAUCCAAGAAGAACCCGUAAAGCUUCGCAGGAAACAAGCUCUAUCUCAGAAGUGGAGGGGGAAAGCGCUGCUAGAUUUGCUCGUAGAAACAACGGUGGAAGUGCAUAUGGUCUCAAGGCGAAAGGAGCCACUCAGUCUCGCGAGUCUCUGAAGUCAUCAUAUGAUACAAUGUCUGAGGCUUCCCAAGCAACAGAGAUAUCUCAAGCAGACAGUAUUCGCUCGGUUCCGGUAGUCGCUGCAUCAAGUAAUUUUUCUUGGGCGAAGAAACGAAGAGGGAAUGUAGGCUCCUCAAGAUUACACAGUCAGGCCAUUUCAAGAUGUCAAAAUUCGAGUGCUUUGGACUCUGAGGAGCAAGAGAAUGAAGAGUUUUCAAGCAAGGAAUCGUAUGACGCUUCCAAGCAUGUGACGUGGAGGCAACAAAGCCCACAUUAUAGGGAAGAUUCUUCUCAUACAUCUGAUCACCAAUCUCAGAAAUUUUCGGCGGGUCAAAACCAUCAUAAGGGCGUUCAGUUCUCAGGACCGUUGUUAUCUCAGUCAAACAGCCUUCUUGAAGGGCAAGAAAAUCGUAACGCGUUUGAUAAGAAAGAAAGAGUUCAAUUGUCGGGACCCUUGUCGUCUCAACCUCGACUUGAUGAAGGUCAUGAAAACGAUAUCCGGCAAGCUGUUCGUAGAUCACGGUUUUACAGAGGCUAGUAAUUCAAAGGACUGGAAGUGCAGAACAGACUGGACAUUAUUGAGCAGAUUGAGCUACUGCUUGCUGAGAUCAGAGAUUGUACCCAGAAAGAAAACACAGAAAAAUGCAAGAAGAAAAGAAAACAAAAGGCAGUUCUAUUUCCUGUCCAUAAUUGAAUGCAAAGAAAGGUGUAAUUGUAAAUGAGUUGAGCCCUAAGUUUAAUAAUGAAAUUGUUCUUACGGCCAAA